AUGCUGAGAGCACUGCGCGGAGCAGCCGAUCUCCUUUCGACGGCUCUUUACAAGAACGAGUUCACAAUGAGCAAGCGGUGAGUUUUCAUGAACAUUAAUUAUUAAUUCAUUUGCAAACCGUGCUCUUACAGAUUCCUUUCGACUGCGGUUCCAGAAGUGAAACCAGAAGCGGAAGCGGAGAAGGCUCCCGAACCAGCUCAAGGAGACGAGGGAGUGCCGAGCAAAGAGGAACGGCUCACUCAACCGUACUCCCGAGAAGCGAUUUCAAAGCUGAAACUCGAUCAGUAUCCAUUGUGAGUCCAUCAACGCCGCCUUUUCACUUUUCUCUGCUUCUUUAGGUAUGUGGAGAGAGAAUGGUGGAAAUACGGAAAGAGAAUGACAUUCUGGGCGACUUGGCGUCAGUUGAGAGACGUCAAAAGACGGAAACAGAUCCAGGUGAGUCGACGAGGAAAAAGGGUCCACUUUAAGCCCUGCUAUAUUUCAGGAAGUGGGUGCCGAUCGAAUGCGUCUCAAAGCCCUCAAGUUUAACACUAUUCUACCGCAAGCGAUUCGCGACGAAGCAGCCGACAAAAUGACGAACGCCCGCAGAUACGACCAUCCCCGCCUCAUUCUGAACAUGUGUCAGUUCACCGGUAGACAGCGUGGAAAGAUCAAGCCGUUCCGUCUCAACAGACAUCUUUUCCGUCGCGCCGCCGAUCGAUCGGCUCUCAGCGGAGUGCAGAGAGCCAUGUGGUAA
This is a messenger RNA of Caenorhabditis sp. 36 PRJEB53466, 736 nucleotides long. Lineage: Eukaryota; Metazoa; Nematoda; Chromadorea; Rhabditida; Rhabditidae. The record is from the annotation of a GenBank genome assembly.